Molecule: messenger RNA, 1405 nt
Organism: Spinacia oleracea (spinach)
Lineage: Eukaryota; Viridiplantae; Streptophyta; Magnoliopsida; Caryophyllales; Amaranthaceae
Product: magnesium-protoporphyrin IX monomethyl ester [oxidative] cyclase, chloroplastic
Exons: 5
Coding region: 74-1282 (402 amino acids)
Biological process (GO): photosynthesis; chlorophyll biosynthetic process
Cellular component (GO): chloroplast thylakoid membrane
Molecular function (GO): magnesium-protoporphyrin IX monomethyl ester (oxidative) cyclase activity; metal ion binding
Source: RefSeq, a predicted model, not a curated record
UAUAAAAAAUAAUUAGUUCUAUCACAAUCCCAAACUCUCCCACCCAUUUCUCCUCCACUCUCUAUCCUCAGCAAUGGCAGCAGAAAUGGCACUCCUAAAACCCAUCAGCAAAUUCAGCCCGAAACUGAGCCCGACCCCAAUAACCCGACCCGCAAAGUUUUUCAGGGUAUCAAUGUCAGCAACGGCAACUCCAAUGCCCACAAAACCAUCAAAAAAGGGGAACAAGAAGGAAAUUCAAGAGUCCCUUUUAACACCAAGGUUUUACACCACAGAUUUUGAUGAAAUGGAGCAGCUUUUUAACACUGAGAUUAACAAGAACCUUAAUGAAUCCGAAUUUGAGGCACUUUUGCAGGAGUUUAAGACUGAUUACAAUCAAACUCACUUUGUUCGAAACAGUGAGUUUAAGGAAGCUGCUGAUAAACUUGAGGGCCCUUUGAGGCAGAUUUUUGUUGAGUUUCUGGAAAGGUCUUGUACUGCUGAGUUUUCUGGGUUCCUUCUUUACAAGGAGCUUGGUAGGAGGCUUAAGAAAACAAAUCCAGUGGUCGCGGAGAUUUUCUCCCUUAUGUCUAGAGAUGAAGCCAGGCAUGCUGGGUUUCUGAACAAAGGGUUGUCAGAUUUCAAUCUGGCCUUGGACUUGGGUUUCCUGACAAAGGCUAGGAAAUACACAUUCUUCAAGCCAAAGUUCAUCUUUUACGCGACAUACUUAUCAGAGAAGAUCGGUUACUGGAGGUACAUUACUAUUUACAGGCACCUCAAGGAAAACCCUGAGUACCAGUGUUAUCCCAUCUUCAAGUACUUUGAGAACUGGUGCCAAGAUGAGAACAGACACGGAGAUUUCUUCUCCGCUCUCAUGAAGGCACAGCCCCAGUUCCUUAACGACUGGAAGGCCAAACUCUGGUCCCGCUUCUUCUGCCUCUCGGUUUAUGUGACCAUGUACCUCAACGAUUGUCAAAGGACAGAUUUCUAUGAAGGAAUUGGUCUCAACACCAAAGAAUUCGAUAUGCAUGUCAUCAUUGAGACCAACCGCACAACUGCUAGAAUAUUCCCAGCUGUGUUGGAUGUGGAGAACCCAGAGUUCAAGAGGAAGCUUGACCGAAUGGUGGAGAUUAACAAGAAGCUGAUCGCUGUAGGGGAGACUGACGACAUUGGUUUUGUGAAGAACUUUAAGAGGAUCCCGUUGGUAGCAGCAUUAGUUUCAGAGAUCUUGGCUGCAUAUCUGAUGCCACCUAUUGAAUCUGGCUCUGUCGAUUUUGCAGAAUUUGAGCCACAGCUUGUAUAUUAGUUUUCCUCUCUAUUACUGCAUUUUAUUGUAAACUUAUAAAUUGAGGAUUACUUGAAUUGUUAUUGCCUGAGAACACAGAAUCUGUAACCGUAUGUAAACUUUAUAAAUUGCAGAUUUUGACAA